Messenger RNA from Heterostelium album PN500, 111 nucleotides. RefSeq lists its product as uncharacterized. The record is from RefSeq and is a predicted model, not a curated record. The transcript is spliced from 3 exons. The coding region runs from base 1 to 111 and encodes 36 amino acids. NCBI's taxonomy places the organism in Eukaryota, Evosea, Eumycetozoa, Acytosteliales, Acytosteliaceae.
AUGUCUCGAAUAUUUGUUUAUGUUACAGCUUUAGAAUAUAAUAAUUAUUUAAAGAAAGUAAUGAGUUAUAAUAUUCAAUUCAAAUAUACAGAGUAUGCAACGUUAGAUUAG